ACAGCGCACUGCAUGCGGGGCGUAUGUUCAGCGCAGCGUCCGCUUGGAAGACCAUUCCACGUACAAAUACAGUGCUCCCUCUUCUUCACUUUAUUCCCCUCAGUCGCUGCGUUUUGCAUUGCGCGCAUAGUUAAUCAUGGGGCUCGUCGAUUGGUUGAACUCCAUGGCGGAGUUUGGUGAGUGGGCUGGUGGACGCAAGCCAGUGACGAAGAAGUCGGAUGCACUGCGCUUCGGUGUAUUGGGGGCAGCCAAGAUUGCUCCAUUAGCUUUGAUCAUCCCAGCGCGGUCACACACAGAGGUCAUAGUCGUUGCCGUUGCAGCUAGGGACAAGACAAAAGCGGAGGCUUAUGCGAAGAGAUGGGACGUGCCAAUCGUUCAUGACAGCUAUGAAGCACUCAUCAACGAUCCAUCCAUUGACUGUAUAUACAACCCCCUCCCCAACGGCCUCCACUAUAAAUGGACGCUCGCUGCACUCAAAGCAGGAAAGCAUGUUCUUCUGGAGAAGCCGUCGGUCUCUAACGCACAAGAGGCACGCUCUCUUUUCCACCACCGAAUCUUCAACGCUCCGGAUGCUCCAGUCCUUGUUGAAGCAAGUCACUAUCGGUUCCACCCGGCCUGGCAUUUCUUCUUGGCGCAAUUCGAAAAACAUGAUAUAGAGAAAGCAAGUGCUCGCGCUGGAGUGCCGAAAGGAGGUAUCCCCGGGACGGAUAUCAGGUUCGAAUACAAUCUUGCUGGUGGUGCUGCAAUGGACCUUGGACACUACACGCUAUCCGCACUACGAGGUGUAUUUGGAACUGAGCCCACAGAAGUCACUUCAGCAAAACCUCGGCUCAUACACGCGCCACACGACCAACGCUGCGACCAAGCCAUGGAAGCAAACUACACUUUUCCCAACGGUGGCACUGGUCACGUUUCAGCCGAUCUAGGUGCCCGAGGUGGUUACUGGUUCCCAUGGCUAACAUCCAACUGGCCCAGCUUCCGCGAUCUGCUUGCAUGGAUCUCCGUGACUCUACAUCCGGAAGACCUUGGUGUAGAAAACGGUCUGGAAAAGUCUCACCAGAAGACACUCAUCUUCUCUGGCUUCAUGAGUCCGCAUGCCUACCAUCGCAUCGAUAUUGCUACAACCACCACCUUGCGCGACCCUGUAUCUGGAAAAAUUGUCAAGGAAGAGAAGAAGACCGAACGCAAAGAAGCCUACAAGUGGCCAGAGGGCAUGGGCGGCGAAGAACGGGGACAGGAUUGGUGGACAUCGUAUCGAUAUCAACUCGAGGAGUUUGUGAAUAGGGUCAAGGGCAGGGAAGGAAGUGGUGCUUGGGUGGACGGCGAGGAGAGCAUUAGGCAGAUGGAAGCUACGGAUCGGACGUAUGAGAAAGCGGGUAUGUUGGUUAGGCCUACGAGUGAGGGGUUAGAGUGAGAAGGAUUGGGGAUGCAGUGUGGCGUCACCGUUCCUGUAUCUGUGACCGGAUGAGGCUAUUGAUUGGAACGCGGGGUAGCACUCAGGGUACCUAGGCAGCAGAACGCAGUCGAUCUUACCACCAGAACAUUUGCAUAUAUUUCGAUGCAUUCAGAAACGUGUACCCUCUUUGCCUACUCCGAAGUCAGUCAAAGCCAGCCAUCCCGCUUACACCUCGCAGAAAAGCCUCACCGCACGAUAAGACAGUAAGCAAAUAGC
Molecule: messenger RNA, 1672 nt
Organism: Alternaria rosae
Lineage: Eukaryota; Fungi; Ascomycota; Dothideomycetes; Pleosporales; Pleosporaceae
Product: oxidoreductase domain-containing protein
Exons: 4
Coding region: 137-1414 (425 amino acids)
Molecular function (GO): nucleotide binding
Source: RefSeq, a predicted model, not a curated record